Messenger RNA from Erpetoichthys calabaricus (reedfish), 3291 nucleotides. RefSeq names its product OPA1 mitochondrial dynamin like GTPase (gene opa1). Gene Ontology annotation, molecular function: GTPase activity; microtubule binding; GTP binding. Gene Ontology annotation, biological process: mitochondrial fusion. The transcript has 31 exons. The record is from RefSeq and is a predicted model, not a curated record. NCBI's taxonomy places the organism in Eukaryota, Metazoa, Chordata, Cladistia, Polypteriformes, Polypteridae. Gene Ontology annotation, cellular component: microtubule; cytoplasm; mitochondrial membrane. Bases 174 to 3230 code for a protein of 1018 amino acids.
ACCCUUUUCCCGGAAGUGCUGCUGUCAUUGGGAGCUUCUUUCAUUUUCUCCGUGCCCUUGCAGUUGCGAUUUGACCAGGAAUAGAAUGACCACUUAACAAUGAAGUGAAGGUGUUUCCAUAGGAGUAUCUCUUACUUAUGGUUUUGGCCUGACGCGAGUGCUAGGGCUUUGGAAUGUUGCGGACGCGAGGAAUCGUGUGCGUGGCUUGUACGAGUGUUGCAAAAAGCAACAGAGGUGUUAAAAUAAGGAUCCCGUUGCAGAAGCUGAACCAUCUGUCCCGUGUGAUCCACCACAGGAGUUCCCCAAAUGUAAAUCAACACAAAACCGCACAGGUUCUCUAUGCAUCAGUCAGGCAGUUUACCUCUUUCUCCAGGCAUCCAUUUCGACCAGUCCGCCCCCUAUUGAGUGUCCACAGUUACCAGCCUUUCAGGACAUUUUGGGUGGCCAGACUAGCAUCUCGAUUGCUUCGACUUCGUUAUAUUUUGUUGGGCUCGGCUGUUGGUGGAGGUUACACAGCUAAAAAGACAUACGAUGAGUGGAAAGAUAUGUUGCCUGAUCUUAGUGAAUACAAAUGGAUAGUUCCUGAUUUCAUUUGGGAGUUAGAUGAGCACAUUAAUCUGGAGAAAAUAGCCAGUGCUUUACCCGAUGCUGAAACACUUGCCAAGCUGCUGCCAGACUUUGAAAAGAUAGGCGAGAAUUUCAGUUUUCUAAAAGGCUUGAUUUCUAAUGGUGUGAUUUUAUUUAGUGAAGUCAAAGAAGCUUCUGGUCUGCAUCUGUUGUUAGAAUCUUCACAAGAAUCAGUGUUUAAGUCUACGGACAAGCAUGGCUUUGAAGGCAGUGACAAGCAGUUUAAAAAGGGCCUACUUGGAGAACUGCUUCUAAUACAGCAACAAAUCCAGGCGCAUGAAGAAGAAGCUCGCAGGGCCACGGGGCAGUAUAAUUCCAGCACUUUCCAGCCAAAACACAAGGUUUCUGACAAAGAGAGAGCAGAGAAGCUGCAAGAAGAACUUUUGAGGACUCAGUUGAAAUAUCAGAAAAUCCUGGAACGCUUGGAAAAAGAAAACAAAGAGUUAAGAAAAGUGGUGCUUCAGAAAGAUGACAAAGGGAUUCACCAGAGGAAGGUGAAGAAGUCAUUGAUUGAUAUGUACUCUGAGGUUUUGGAUAUCUUAUCAGACUAUGAUUCUAACUAUAACACUCAAGAUCAUCUGCCAAGGGUGGUGGUUGUUGGAGAUCAAAGUGCUGGGAAGACCAGUGUACUAGAAAUGAUUGCUCAGGCUAGAAUAUUUCCUCGGGGUUCAGGUGAAAUGAUGACUCGGGCGCCUGUAAAGGUAACCCUCAGUGAAGGCCCACACCAUGUAGCUAUGUUUAAAGACAGCUCCAGGGAAUUUGACCUUACAAAAGAAGAUGAUCUUGCGGCUUUGCGGCAUGAAAUUGAGAUCAGGAUGAGAAAGAGUGUAAGAGAAGGACACACUGUCAGCCCAGAGACUAUUUCUCUAAGUGUUAAAGGUCCUGGAAUACAGAGAAUGGUUCUGGUGGAUCUUCCUGGAGUAAUAAGUACUGUUACAUCAGGAAUGGCUGCUGAUACAAAGGAAACAAUUUUUAGUAUAAGCAAGGCCUAUAUGCAGAAUCCAAAUGCCAUUAUCCUUUGUAUUCAAGAUGGUUCAGUGGAUGCUGAGCGAAGCAUUGUUACAGAUCUCGUGAGUCAAAUGGACCCUCAGGGCAAGAGGACAAUAUUUGUUUUGACUAAAGUUGAUCUAGCUGAGAAGAAUUUGGCCAGUCCCAGCAGGAUUCAACAAAUUAUUGAGGGUAAACUGUUCCCUAUGAAGGCAUUGGGAUACUUUGCUGUGGUAACUGGAAAAGGAAACAGCAGUAGUGAGAGUAUUGACUCAAUUAAAGACUACGAAGAGGACUUUUUUCAGAAUUCCAGAUUAUUAAAAAAUGGAAUGCUUAAAGCCCAUCAGGUGACAACUAAAAAUCUAAGCCUUGCAGUGUCUGACUGUUUUUGGAAAAUGGUCAGUGAGUCUGUGGAGCAACAGGCAGAUGCAUUUAAAGCCUCACGCUUCAAUCUUGAGACAGAAUGGAAGAAUAAUUAUCCCAGACUGCGUGAACUUGAUAGGAAUGAACUAUUUGAAAAGGCCAAGAAUGAAAUCUUGGAUGAAGUGAUCAGCCUAAGUCAGGUUACACCAAAACACUGGCAAGUAAUUCUUCAGAAGAAGCUGUGGGAGAGGGUGUCCACACAUGUGAUAGAGAAUAUCUACUUACCAGCUGCUCAAACAGUAGACUCUGGGACUUUUAAUACCACUGUGGAUAUCAGGCUGAAGCAGUGGACAGAUAAGCAGCUGCCCCACAAAGCACUUGAGGUAGCCUGGGAGACCUUACAGGAAGAAUUUACUCGCUUCAUGUCAGAGCGGAGAGGCAAAGACCAGGAUGACAUUUUUGACAAACUGAAGGAGGCAGUGAAAGAUGAAAGCAUUAAACGGCAUAAAUGGAAUGAAAGAGCAGAGGACAGUCUGCGUGUUAUUCAACACAAUGCUUUGGAAGACAGGUCCAUCUCAGACAAAGCACAGUGGGAUGCAGCAAUUCAGUUUAUGGAAGAGACACUACAAAAUCGCCUUAAGGACACUGAAUCCAUUAUCAAUGACAUGAUAGGUCCAGACUGGAAACAGAGGUGGCUGAAUUGGGUGAACCGAACACCAGAACAGCAUAUUCGAAAUGAAACCAAAAAUGAGUUGGAGAAGUUGCUGAAAGUAAAUGAUGGUCAUGCAGCUUAUCUAGCCAAUGAUGAGGUGACGACAGUCCGCAAAAAUCUUGAAGCCAAGGGGGUAGCAGUGGAUCCCAUUUUGAUAAAAGACACUUGGCACCAGCUUUUUCGUCGGCACUUCCUAAAGACAGCACUGUCUCAUUGCAAUCUUUGUAGAAGAGGAUUCUACUAUUAUCAAAGGCACUUUGUGGAUGCAGAGCUGGAGUGUAAUGAUGUUGUCCUGUUCUGGCGAAUCCAGAGAAUGCUUGGAAUUACAGCUAAUACUUUGAGGCAGCAACUUACCAAUAAUGAAGUGCGACGACUAGAGAAAAAUGUGAAAGAAGUGUUGGAGGACUUUGCUGAUGACAAUGACAAAAAGGUCCAACUAAUUACUGGAAGGAGAGUGCAAUUGGCAGAAGACCUCAAAAAGGUUCGUGAAAUUCAGGAGAAGCUUGAAGCAUUUAUUGAGGCCCUACAUCAGGAAAAAUAAGAUCUGUGGUGAGAAUCCAAGUAAAACUCAUAGACCUAUCCUUUUUCCAAGGGAAAAAGAA